Messenger RNA from Hibiscus syriacus, 1531 nucleotides. RefSeq names its product probable receptor-like protein kinase At2g42960. Bases 464 to 1531 code for a protein of 355 amino acids. The record is from RefSeq and is a predicted model, not a curated record. Gene Ontology annotation, biological process: protein phosphorylation. Gene Ontology annotation, molecular function: protein kinase activity; ATP binding. The transcript has 5 exons. NCBI's taxonomy places the organism in Eukaryota, Viridiplantae, Streptophyta, Magnoliopsida, Malvales, Malvaceae.
UUCUUACCCAUUUUCUCUUUAUUAUUAUCUGAAUUCUUUUUUCGUUCCCCCCCACUUGGAAGGCAACAACAAAAUAGAGAGAGCUUCUCCUUGUGAACUACUCUUUCCCUUUGCAUUUGCAGUUUUACCCUUUUUCAGGCAUUUGGAUUGUCUUGGACUUUCCUUUUGCUCAUUUGGAUGGUUUUGCUUUCUCUUUGCUUCUUUGAAUGCUCAAGGAAGUAGAUCAAGAUUUGAAUGUAAGGAUGGGUUUUUAUAAGAGUGGAUGAAAUGUCUAUCACAUUUAGCUUCUUCUCCAUAAACUUUCUCCAAAAAUGCGCCUAUGGACCUUGAAAAUGAUUAAACAUAUUGUCAUAUUGGUAUUUCUGGUGUUGUAUGACAUGUUUCUAGUACUGUCUUAAGAUUUUGAUCUUUGUAUACAAGAGGCUAAAUAUAAUUUUUGACUGUUAAAUCCUGAAGAUCAGAGAUGUCGUCUCAGGGUGCCUUAAAUGCUAAAUUGUCAAAGAAGACAACAUUUUUGGGUCUAAAACUUUGGGUUCUGAUUUGUAUAUAUGUUGGGGCAUUUAUAGUGUUGAUUCUUGGUAUCUUGUCUGUAUGGGUUACAUUUCGGAGAAGAUCCAGGCAAUCGGUGGACAAGUUCUCGCAUUCUCAGAUACUAAAUGUCUCAAAGGAAAUCAAGGUUGACAAGGUUGGAGUUCAGAGCUCCAAUGAUCUUCCGGAGAGUUUAUUCAUUUCAGUUGAUGAUAAAUCGAAUGGUCAGAAUUCAGAGAAAAUGCUAGCUCAUUUGGGGAUGAGAAAAUCAAGUGAUCCUGAUAAUACAAGUCAAUGCAACUCAUUUUACCAUCAUGAGAGGGGUUUUAGUUCUCAUUCAGGAGAUGAAGGUAGCUCAGGAACGGUUCGCAAGCAGUCUGCAUUUUCAUAUGGAGGACUAGUGACGGCCUCUCCCUUAGUUGGUCUGCCUGAAGUUUCACAUCUCGGGUGGGGUUACUGGUUUACUCUCAGGGAUCUUGAUCUUGCCACAAAUAAUUUCGCAGCGGAGAAUGUUAUUGGAGAUGGUGGAUAUGGGGUGGUUUACAAGGGUAGGCUCAUCAAUGGAACUGAAGUAGCAGUUAAGAAGAUUCUUAAUAAUCUGGGUCAGGCUGAAAAAGAGUUUAGGGUUGAAGUGGAGGCCAUUGGUCAUAUUCGUCAUAAGAAUCUUGUGCGGCUUUUGGGUUAUUGCAUAGAAGGAGUUCAUAGGAUGCUGGUAUAUGAAUAUGUGAAUAAUGGUAACUUGGAACAAUGGCUACACGGGGCUAUGCGCCAGCAUAGUACCCUAACUUGGGAGGUUCGUAUGAAGGUUAUUCGUGGAACUGCCAAGGCGCUUGCUUAUUUGCAUGAAGCAAUAGAGCCGAAAGUUGUUCACCGGGACAUAAAAUCAAGUAACAUCUUGAUUGAUGAUAAUUUCAAUGCCAAGGUUUCUGAUUUUGGACUGGCCAAGCUCUUGGAUUUAGGAGAGAGUCAUAUCACAACUAGAGUUAUGGGGACAUUUGGGUAA